Mercenaria mercenaria is the source of this 663-nucleotide messenger RNA. RefSeq names its product high mobility group nucleosome-binding domain-containing protein 5-like. Lineage: Eukaryota; Metazoa; Mollusca; Bivalvia; Venerida; Veneridae. The transcript has 2 exons. The record is from RefSeq and is a predicted model, not a curated record. Bases 1 to 663 code for a protein of 220 amino acids.
AUGGAUGAACAAGCGCCUACCGACACUGACUCAGGUGUAGUAGAGAAAGAUUCCAGUCAGAGAACGUCGGCUAGAAAUAAGCUAGCGAACAGUAAAACAGCGGAUGGCAAACAAGAAGAUGACAAACAAGAAGAUGGCAAACAAGAAGAUGGUAAACAUGAAGAUCGUAAACAAGAAGAUGGCAAACAAGAAGAUGGUAAACAAGAAGAUCGUAAACAAGAAGAUGACAAACAAGAAUAUGGUAAACAAGAAGAUUGUAAACAAGAGAAUGGCAAACAAGAAGAUGGUAAACAGGAAGAUCGUAAACAAGGAGAUGGCAAACAAGAAGAUGGUAAACAAGAUGGUAAACAAGAAGAUGGUAAACAAGAAGAUGGUUUACAAGAAGGUAGUAAACAAGAAGAUGGCAAACAAGAAGAUGGCAAACAAGAAGAUGGUAAACAAGAAGAUCGUAGGAAAGAAGAUGGCAACCAAGACGAUGGUAAACAAGAAUAUGGUAAACAAGAAGAUCGUAAACAAGACAAUGGCAAACAAAAAGGUGGCAAACAAGAAGAUGGUAAACAAGAAGAUGGAAAACAAGAAGACGGUAAACAAGAAGAUCGUAAACAGGAAGAUCGUAAACAAGAAGAUGGCAAACAAGAAGAUGGCAAACAAGAAGAUGGUUAA